This is a messenger RNA of Mus musculus (house mouse), 558 nucleotides long. RefSeq names its product gene rich cluster, C10 gene (gene Grcc10). Lineage: Eukaryota; Metazoa; Chordata; Mammalia; Rodentia; Muridae. Gene Ontology annotation, cellular component: nuclear speck; cytoplasm. Gene Ontology annotation, biological process: post-embryonic development; regulation of skeletal muscle contraction; third ventricle development. The coding region runs from base 99 to 479 and encodes 126 amino acids. The transcript has 3 exons. The record is from RefSeq and is marked validated.
CUGCCUCCUCUGGCCUGCAUCCGUGGGGGAGGUGGCUGGCUGCAGGGUUCUCCGGAUCUCUUCUGUGUUCCCACUACUCAAGCACCGAGUGGCGUUCUAUGGCGUCCGCCUCGGCUCAGCCCGCGGCCCUGAGCGCGGAGCAGGCCAAGGUGGUCCUGGCGGAGGUGAUUCAAGCGUUCUCGGCCCCAGAGAAUGCCGUGCGCAUGGACGAGGCUAGAGACAAUGCGUGCAACGAUAUGGGCAAGAUGCUGCAAUUUGUGCUGCCCGUAGCCACACAGAUCCAACAAGAGGUUAUUAAAGCCUAUGGCUUCAGCUGCGACGGGGAAGGUGUCCUUAAGUUUGCCCGCCUGGUCAAGUCUUAUGAAGCCCAGGAUCCCGAGAUUGCCAGCCUGUCAGGCAAGCUGAAGGCCCUGUUCCUGCCACCCAUGACACUGCCGCCCCAUGGGCCUGCUUCUGGAAGCAGUGUGGCAGCCUCCUGAGAUUGGUUCUCGUAUGUGUGCUGCUGCUGUGGAGGCGGCCCUUGUGUUCCAGAGGAUAAUAAAUGUACUUGUGACUAAA